CGCACCGAGCCAGCAGGUCGACCAUGCAAGCGUGGUGCUCGGCCGUCGGCGCCACGCCGUACUUGGCCUCCAUGUUGUCGAAGUACUCCCAGGCUUCGGUGACCAGGCCCAUGGAUCGGCAUGCGGUGAGCACCGCCGUGAAGGUUACGCCGUCCGGCUUCAGCCCCGACCUCCACAUGUCGUGGAACAGCGCCGCCGCCUCGUGUGCCUGCCCGUGCACGGCCAGCCCGGCGUGUUCAGCAUGCCGCUGCUGGCGCACUACAAGGUUGACCCCAAGCGCAACCGGCUGCUCAUGGUGGCCUGCAACGCCGAGGACAUGCUCCUCCCGCGCGCCAACUUCACUUUCUACGAGUUCGACGCCGGCUUCAGGCUGGUGCAGAAGCGGGAGUUCGUGCUGCCGGCGCACCUCAUGAUCCACGACUGGGCCUUCACCGACUCCCACUACGUCGUCCUCGGCAACAGGAUCAGGCUCGACAUCCCGGGGUCGAUGCUGGCCAUGACGCGCACGCACCCCAUGAUCGCGGCGCUCGCGCUGGACCCGGGCAAGCGGACCACGCCGGUCUACCUGCUGCCGCGCUCCACGGAGGCCGUGGCCAGCGGCCGCGACUGGACCGUGCCCGUCGAGGCGCCGUCGCAGAUGUGGUCGCUGCACGUCGGCAACGCCUUCGAGUAGGACAACGGCCGCGGCGGCCUCGACCUGCACCUGCACAUGUCGGGCUGCUCCUACGACUGGUUCCAUUUCCACAAGAUGUUUGGUAACGUCGUUGACAUGGCACCAAACAUUCAUGAUGAUCCAGUGACUGACCGACAUAUCCGUGCUCCGACAACUGGAAGAACAAGAAGCUGGAGCCUUCCUUCAUGAACGCAGUGAAGACCAAGGAAAUGCUGCCUCUUGUUCUUACCUGAAUAAUUGUGUAGUGCGGGUUCAUUAGUGCUAAGUCUAGGGGGGUAAUUGCAAAAUGUGCUGCGCUGACCGGCUCUGCUGACUAGGCUCCACUUGUCGUUGUCUGAUUGGCUAGGACCAAAUUUGCACAUUGGUGCAAGUUGUGGGAUGCAAUAGUUUGCUUUUGCAAGUUUUAGACUAGAUCAUCACAUCCUGGACAAGUUCGAGGACUGCUGGUGCUAUUACCUCCAUGUAAAAUGGUGCCGGUUGCA
Molecule: messenger RNA, 1155 nt
Organism: Aegilops tauschii subsp. strangulata
Lineage: Eukaryota; Viridiplantae; Streptophyta; Magnoliopsida; Poales; Poaceae
Source: RefSeq, a predicted model, not a curated record